AUGACGUCCGCUCUCAUCCCCAGAUUUGCCCGCUCGGGCAUACGCGUCUCUCGCAGUUGCAGCGUUUCCCUCCCCGUUUCCUCCAAAGCCGGCGCCAUACGAGCAGCGUCCACCACGUCGAAGCAUCCUGCCAACUUCACCCCUCCCACCACCGAAGACCUGUACGAACUGCGCGAACGCGUGCAGGAAUUCACCCGUCGCGAGAUCCCGGAGGAACUGGCGGCGCGGACGGACCGAGAAAAUGACUUCCCUCACUUCAUGUGGAAGAAACUGGGCGAGGCGGGCUUCCUGGGCCCCACGGCGGACGAAGAGUACGGAGGCCUCGGCAUGGGAUAUCAAGCACACAGUGUGAUCAUGGAGGAGAUUUCGCGGGCAUCGGGGUCCAUCGGGCUCAGCUACGCGGCUCACUCGCAGCUGUGCGUGAACCAGCUCUCGCUGAACGGGACCCGGGAGCAGAAGGAACGGGUCCUGCCCGGUCUGAUCAGUGGGGACAAGGUGGGAGCGCUGGCCAUGUCGGAGCACUCGGCGGGUAGCGACGUCGUGAGCAUGAAGACGACGGCGAAAGCGGUCGACGGGGGCUACCGCCUGAACGGGACCAAGAUGUGGAUUACCAACGGGCCCGAGGCCGACUUCAUCGUGGUGUACGCCAAAACGGAGCCGGAGAAAAAGAGCAAAGGCAUCACGGCCUUCAUCGUGGAAAAGACCUUUGAGGGCUUCUCGGUCGCGCGGAAGCUGGACAAGUUGGGCAUGCGCGGCUCCAACACGGGCGAACUCGUCUUCGACAACGUCUUUGUGCCCAAGGAGAACGUCCUGGGCGAAGUCAAUAGGGGCGUCAAGGUGCUGAUGGAGGGGUUGGACCUGGAGAGACUGGUCCUCUCCGCAGGACCGUUGGGGAUCAUGCAGGCCUGCCUGGACUUGGUCCUGCCCUACACGCACCAGAGGAAGCAAUUCGACACCCCGAUCGCGCACAAUCAGCUGGUCCAGGGCAAAUUGGCAGACAUGUACACCAAGCUCCAAGCCGCGAGAGCCUACACCUACAACACGGCGAAGAAGGUCGACGAAGAAGGCGAGAUCCGCACGCAGGACUGUGCCGGCGCAAUUCUCUACGCCGCCGAAAGAGCCAGUGAGUGCGGGCUGGACGCGAUUCAGUUGAUGGGCGGCAACGGCUACGUCAAUGAGAUCCCUGCGGGGAGGUUGUUGCGGGAUGCAAAACUAUAUGAGAUCGGGGCCGGUACCAGCGAGGUCAGGAGGAUGGUCAUCGGUCGGGCAUUCAACAAGGAGUAUGCUGAUCAGAGCAUCUGA
This is a messenger RNA of Fonsecaea erecta, 1302 nucleotides long. RefSeq lists its product as hypothetical. The coding region runs from base 1 to 1302 and encodes 433 amino acids. Gene Ontology annotation, molecular function: flavin adenine dinucleotide binding; 3-methylbutanoyl-CoA dehydrogenase activity. The transcript has a single exon. Gene Ontology annotation, biological process: L-leucine catabolic process. Lineage: Eukaryota; Fungi; Ascomycota; Eurotiomycetes; Chaetothyriales; Herpotrichiellaceae. The record is from RefSeq and is a predicted model, not a curated record.